UUUCUGGGUUGGAGUUUCAGUGCUCAUCUUCACUCUUAAACCCUGUAAACAAAUCAAAACAAACCAUUUUUGAACCCCAACAUUUCUUCUUCUUCUUCUUCUUCACAACCACCAUGCUUUCUCGUCUCCUCCCAAAACCCUCACAUUUCUCUCUCCUAACCCGAAUCUCCUCAAAAUUCCACCCAUGUCCCCACCCCCAAAACCCUACCUUCACCACCUUCGUCCCCAGGUUCUUCUCCGCCGGCGGCGACGGCAACAACGGCCAAUCCCCGUCCGACGUCUGGAACCUUUCCAAGGAAACCGAUGAGAACUUCGACCCUCUGUUCGGCGAAAGCUCCGGUGACGUCUCCGGGAUAGCCGAGGCUGAUUCGUGGACCAAAUCGACGGGCGGCGAUGAGUGGGAGACGGUGCCGGGGUUUAGGCCUUGGAGCUUGGGAGGAGAGGAAGAUAAGGGCGACGAUUUGUUCCAAGUCGGCGAUGGCGUUCAAACUAGGACUAGUGUGGAGAGUGAGCAGGAGGAUGAGGGUAAGAGGAUAGAGGAGGCUAAGAGGCUUGAGAGCGAGGAGAAGGAGCUCACUGCUGUUCUUAAAGGUCCAAAUCGUGCAUUUGGUGACCUUGUCGCUGCGUCUGGAAUCACAGAUGAAAUGCUUGACAGUUUGAUUGCAUUGAAGGAUUUUCGAGGGAUAAAGGGAUUACCUCCACUACAUGAAAUAGAAGACAUUCGUUAUCAGAAAAAUACGAGUAAAUCUUCGAGAGCUGAUAUAGAGCGCCAGAAACAGGAGGAAGUUGCCAAAGCAAGAGUGAGACUAGUGGACGACAAGGGAAGAGCUUAUGGAACUGGAAGAAGGAAAUGCAGUAUAGCCCGUGUCUGGAUUCAACCUGGUGAUGGUAAUUUCGUCAUCAAUGAUAAACAGUUUGAUGUCUAUUUUCCAAUGCUUGAUCAUCGCGCUGCAAUCCUUCGACCGUUCUCUGAGACAAAAACUUUGGGCCUUUGGGACAUCAAUUGCACCGUUCAAGGGGGUGGUCUCUCAGGUCAAGUUGGAGCAAUACGAUUAGGAGUUAGCAGGGCCUUGCAAAAUUGGGAACCAGACUUGCGUCCGACACUCAAAGCUUCUGGUUUCCUGACUAGGGACCCACGUGCUGUGGAAAGGAAAAAACCAGGAAAAGCAAAAGCAAGGAAGAGCUUCCAAUGGGUCAAGCGUUGAUCAGUUGUUGUGAGCUUGAUUUUGUGCACGACCGGUUUUGUUUGGAACUUCAAUUGUGAUUUACCGCAAUAACUUGUUGAAAUUCAGUUAUAUGGCCUCACUUGGCAUUGAUAGAGGUGUAGCUUGUAAUAGACAGCAGUCUUAGAAGAAUUAUGAAAAGUAACAUUGGUCAUGUGAGUUAUUCAAUUUUGAAGCAAAUAUCUCUUGGUUUUU
Molecule: messenger RNA, 1418 nt
Organism: Rosa rugosa (rugosa rose)
Lineage: Eukaryota; Viridiplantae; Streptophyta; Magnoliopsida; Rosales; Rosaceae
Product: small ribosomal subunit protein uS9m
Exons: 4
Coding region: 114-1205 (363 amino acids)
Biological process (GO): translation
Cellular component (GO): cytosolic small ribosomal subunit; ribosome
Molecular function (GO): RNA binding; structural constituent of ribosome
Source: RefSeq, a predicted model, not a curated record